Molecule: messenger RNA, 738 nt
Organism: Echinococcus granulosus
Lineage: Eukaryota; Metazoa; Platyhelminthes; Cestoda; Cyclophyllidea; Taeniidae
Product: Homeobox protein Hox-B7
Exons: 4
Coding region: 1-738 (245 amino acids)
Biological process (GO): regulation of transcription by RNA polymerase II; anterior/posterior pattern specification
Cellular component (GO): nucleus
Molecular function (GO): RNA polymerase II cis-regulatory region sequence-specific DNA binding; DNA-binding transcription factor activity, RNA polymerase II-specific
Source: RefSeq, a predicted model, not a curated record
AUGCCGUUUGAAGUUCGUGUAUACAAACUAAGACUAUAUCGGGAACUGGGGAUUGAGAACAAGCGUACACGACAAACCUACACUCGCUACCAGACAUUGGAAUUAGAAAAGGAGUUUCAUUUUAACAAAUAUCUCACAAGAAGACGACGCAUCGAAAUCGCCCAUUCCCUGUCACUGACGGAGCGCCAAAUAAAAAUUUGGUUCCAAAACCGCCGAAUGAAAUGGAAAAAAGAGCACAACAUUGCUAAACUUAAUGGACCAGGGACCCUGGAACAGCUUGAAAUGAUGGAGCAAGCAGCGAACGCAUCUGCGGGUUCCGUUGACCGACCACAACCUCUGUUUCUCGGUUCCCCGUCGCACAAACCUCGAGGACAACACGGUUCACAUCAUUUCGAUUCUGACUCUAGAUCAGUAGAUACCCCCAGCGAUUCUGGAGCUCCUUCGCAGCACAUCUCUGACGUUCCCGUCUAUCAGCGCCCUGAAAUGCCUAUAAAUUGCCAUUCUUUAGUUAAUUCCUCCAAUGAAGGUGAAGAAUUUGAUGAAACUUGCGGCGAGGUAUAUGACAUGCGCCAGGUAAAGAAGUUCAAACAUCCAUCCAGCUCACCGCUCGAUUUGCAUCCACAAGACUAUCCUCAACCAAAGCUCUCACAUCCCAAUCCCUACCAAAGAGGUAAUCCUCCUGAUAACUACAGUCAGAAUCCAAUUCAACGACAACAUGAAACAGCAAAACAGAUGUGA